Molecule: messenger RNA, 889 nt
Organism: Carassius carassius (crucian carp)
Lineage: Eukaryota; Metazoa; Chordata; Actinopteri; Cypriniformes; Cyprinidae
Product: microfibril-associated glycoprotein 4-like
Exons: 5
Biological process (GO): elastic fiber assembly
Source: RefSeq, a predicted model, not a curated record
CACAACACAAUUAUUAUUAUCUCCACUAUUUACCUCACAAAACAUUCAGACAUAUUUACAACAUUCAGAUAACCAUUUAGCGACAUUUUAUUUUACUUUAUUCGAAAUUCUCCAAGCAAAGGCAAGAUAAGAGAAGAUGGCAAUGAACGUGUUUGCUGUGGCUCUGCUCUCUGUUUUCAUGGGGUUUAUGGUGUCUGUUUCUAAUGGAUUAAAUCCGGUCGACUGCUCUGACAUCUAUAAAUCCGGACAAACCAUCAGUGGGAUCUACUCCAUCUAUCCAGCAGGUGACGUUCCUGUCUGGGUUUACUGUGAGAUGAUCUCAGUUGGAAACAAUGAAGACAACGGAAGAUGGACGGUGAUUCAGAGGAGAAUGGACGGCAGUGUAAAUUUCUAUCGGCCGUAGAAUUAGUACAAGAGAGGAUUGGGGAAUGUGGAGGGAGAAUACUGGCUGGGGCUGGAGAACAUGUACCAGCUGACACGUAAAAGGAAGUACAUGCUGAGAGUGGAUCUGGAGGACUUUCAAGGAAAUAAAGUUUUCGCUCUGUACUCGUCUUUCUCUGUGGGUCCUGAAGCUGAUCGGUAUCGACUGCAGAUUUCAGGAUUCAUCGAUGGAGGAGCACGUGACUCUUUGUCCUACAGUGAUGGACAGAAGUUCUCCACCUUUGACAAAGACCAAGAUUCCUCCAAUAAUAACUGUGCCAAACAGUUUCUCGGGGCAUUUUGGUACAAUAACUGUCACGGUACCAACCCCAACGGUGUGUAUUUAUGGGGAAAAGAUCCAACCUAUUUUGCCAUUGGAGAUAUUUGGCAAACUUGGAAGGGUUAUGAUGUUAGUAUGAAAUCCAUCAGUAUGAAGAUCAAACAUGUUUCUUCAGGAACCAAUGUCUGA